Molecule: messenger RNA, 982 nt
Organism: Impatiens glandulifera
Lineage: Eukaryota; Viridiplantae; Streptophyta; Magnoliopsida; Ericales; Balsaminaceae
Product: protein trichome birefringence-like 19
Exons: 1
Cellular component (GO): Golgi apparatus
Molecular function (GO): O-acetyltransferase activity
Source: RefSeq, a predicted model, not a curated record
UAUAAUCAUUUGUUUCAGGUGGAAGAGGCUAUUGAUGUGUCAGAAACACCGUCUUCAUCGUACUGGUCUCAAUUCAGGCGAUACGAGUACAGAAAACACAACUUCACCAUGGCCAUAUUCUGGUCCCCUUACCUGGUGCGGACCACCCAACUACAGGAACCACCCUUCAACCUCUUCCUUGACGAGCCUGACCCCAACUGGACACAGCAGAUUUCCGGCUUCGACUAUGUUAUCAUCUCCGCCGGCCACUGGUUCUCCCGCCCCAGCAUCUUCUACAUACAAAACCAACUAGCCGGCUGCCUCUACUGCCCCCAAUCCAAUAUCACCCACCACACCACCAGCUUCAGUUACCGUCAUGCAUUUCGUACAGCUUUUCGGGCCAUUGUCCAGCAGACAAAUUUUACUGGAAUCACCUUUCUCAGGAGCUUUGCGCCAUCACAUUUUGAAAACGGGUAUUGGGACCAGGGUGGUGAUUGUGUGAGGCAGAGGCCCUACAGGCCUCAGGAGACUCAGUCGGACGACUACACUAUGGAGCUUUAUCAGAUCCAGUUAGAGCAGCUGAAGAUAGCACAACGGGAGGGUAGGGGGAGAGCCUUGAAAUUCAGGAUGAUGGAUGUGACCCGGGCCAUGUUGAUGAGACCUGACGGCCAUCCGAGCAAAUACGGCCACUUGCCAAACGCAAAUGUCGUCUUGUACAAUGACUGCGUCCAUUGGUGCUUGCCUGGUCCUGUUGAUUCUUGGAAUGACUUUUUGAUCCAACUAUUGAGAAGAGAAAAGGCUAGCUAGAGAUAUCAAUCCAUUUCAUAAUAGACUUCAUCAAAUUAGCUAGUGCAAUUCUUUCCUUUUCUCUCAUGGUAUACACACACAUAUCUAGCUAGUUACUUGAAAGGUAUACAAACACACACACAGUUGUAUUUGUCAAUUGAACUUGCAGUUGCCUGCUCCUAAAUUUAUUUCCAUAUUGAUCCAACAGUUGUCAAUC